UUUUUUUCUCUUGCCCAGCUCAGUCUCUUCGAAGCAAUCGCAACGGCCUUUCCUCCUCCCCGGGUGCUUUUUUGAAUUUCGCUCAUUCAUCAACGCAUCCUCCCUCUACAUCUGUAUCAGGAUUUGAACCCAUCUCUCUCAUACUGAAAAUGUCGUCUGUUGCCACUUUGAUCGAAAAGGUCAGCUCUGCUGCCACCACUGAGGAGCGCCAGCAGGUCGCCAAGGACCUCGCUGCUGCCGUCAAGGCCGCUGGCCUCAAGUCUCUCGAGUCGGGCGAUGUCCUCGCCAGCCUCAAGACUGCCUCUGAGCACAAGAAGAACAACGGUGCCCGCGAGGCUGCCGUUCUCGCCCUUGGCGAGCUCGUCACUGCCUUUGGCCGUGAGGGCGAGCCCACCCUGAUCCCGUCUCUGCCCAUCGUCUUUGGUGCCUUUGGUGACAAGAUCGCCCCCGUCCGUGCCGCCGCCCAGGCUGCCCUGGACGCCUUCCUGGCUGUCACCGACGCCUUUGUCUUCAAGCUGUACCUGCCUGCCCUCAUCGACUCGCUCACCAAUGAGAAGAAGUGGCAGACCAAGGUCGCCGCCCUGCAGUGCUUCGAGAAGUUCUCUGCCACUGCCCCCACCCAGGUCUCCCGCUGCCUGCCCGAUCUCCUCCCCUCGGUCUCUGACUGCAUGUGGGACACCAAGCCCGAGGUCAUGGCUGCUGCCAAGUCGACCCUCGCCGCCGUCACCUCCGUUGUCGGCAACCCCGAUAUCGUUCCUUUCCUCCCUGCCAUGAUUUCGUCCAUUGCCCGCCCCCAGGAGGUCCCCGAGACUGUCUUCAAGCUGGCUGCCACCACCUUCGUCACCACCGUCGAGGCCCCCACCCUUGCCAUCAUGUCGCCCCUGCUGUCCCGUGGUCUCGCUGAGCGCAAGCCUGCCAUUGUCCGCCAGACCUGUGUCAUUAUUGACAACAUGUGCAAGCUCGUCGAGAACCCCCUCGACGCCGAGCAGUUCCUGCCCAAGCUCCUGCCCGGUAUCGACCGUGCCUGCGACAUUGCCGCCGACCCCGAGCUCCGUGACGUUGCUGGCCGUGCUCGCGCCACCCUCGUCCGCGUCGGUGGUGGUGAGGAGGUCGCCAAGGCUGUCCUCGCCGUCCAGGACUUUGCCUCGCAGUACGAGGCCGUCGAGAAGGAGGACACCGAGAGCGUCCUCGCCGUCCUCAAGAAGCACCUCAAGAUCAGCAGCGAGGCUUCCCUGCACCUCGCUGCCGCCAUCAUUGUCCAGCUGAUCUACACCAAGAUCGUCGAUGUCGCCGAGUGGACCAACCACGUCCUCUCGUACCUGACCCCCUUCACCUCGGAGGAGUCCAUCAAGACCGCCCUCGAGGCUGCCCUCGAGAUUGGCCAGACCAUUGCCUCGCGCCGUGCCGUUACCGUCUCGGCCAUGGUCAUGGAGGAGGGUGAGGAGCUCUGCAACUGCGAGUUCUCGCUUGCCUACGGUGGUAUGAUCCUGCUCAACAACGCCCGCCUCCGCCUUAUCCGUGGCCGCCGCUACGGUCUCUGCGGUCCCAACGGCGCCGGCAAGUCCACCCUCAUGCGCGCCAUUGCCAACGGCCAGCUCGAUGGCUUCCCCUCUGCCGACGAGCUCCGCACCGUCUACGUCGAGCACGCCCUCCAGGCCGAAGACGCCGACCUGUCUGUCUUUGACUUUAUCUUCAUUGACCCCAAGCUGGCCAACGCCGACCGCGACGAGGUCGCCCGCACCCUCGAGUCCGUCGGCUUCACUGCCGAGCGCCGCGCCCAGGCCGUCGGCUCCCUCUCUGGUGGCUGGAAGAUGAAGCUCGAGCUUGCCCGUGCUAUGCUCAUGAAGGCCGAUAUCCUCCUCCUCGACGAGCCCACCAACCACUUGGACGUUGCCAACGUUGCCUGGCUCGAGAACUACCUCACCAACAUCCCCAACGUCACCUCCAUCAUUGUCUCGCACGACUCUGGCUUCCUCGACCGCGUCUGCACUGCCAUCAUCCACUACGAGCAGCGCAAGCUCAAGACCUACCUCGGCAACCUCUCUGAGUUUGUCAAGCAGAAGCCCGAGGCCAAGUCCUACUACGAGCUCUCGGCCUCGCUCGUUUCGUGGAAGUUCCCCGAGCCCGGAUUCCUCGACGGUGUCAAGUCCAAGGACAAGGCCAUCUACAAGAUGUCCAACGUCAACUUCACCUACCCCGGCACCACCAAGCAGAUCCUGUUCAACAUUUCGCUGCAGUGCUCGCUCAACUCGCGUGUCGCCGUCAUUGGCCCCAACGGCGCCGGCAAGUCGACCGUCAUCAAGAUUCUGACUGGUGAGCUCGUCGCCGACCAGGGUGAUGUCGUCAAGCACCCCAACCUGCGUGUCGCCUACGUCGCCCAGCACGCCUUCCACCACAUCGAGCAGCACCUCGACAAGACCCCCAACGAGUACAUCCGCUGGCGUUACGCCUUUGGUGAGGAUCGUGAGACUGCCAAGAAGGUCACCCGUGUCCUGACCCCCGAGGAGGAGAUCCUCUACCGCAAGCCCAUCAACGUCACCAACGCCGAUGGCGUCACCGAGAAGCGCAUCCUUGAGGACAUUGUCGGUCGCCGCAAGUCCAAGCGCUCGUUCGAGUACGAGAUCAAGUGGGAGAACAAGUCCUGGGAAGAGAACACCUGGAUGUCGCUCGAGAAGCUGCAGCAGCUCGGCUUUGACAAGCUCAUUGUCUCUUUCGACGACAAGGAGGCCGCCCGUGCCGGUAUGUACGCCAAGCCCCUGACCCAGAAGGAGGUCGAGCAGCACCUCAAGGACCUUGGCCUCGACCCCGAGUUUGCCACCCACUCCCGCAUGCGCGGUCUGUCGGGCGGCCAGAAGGUCAAGGUCGUCCUCGGUGCCGCCAUGUGGCCCAACCCCCAUAUUCUCAUCCUCGACGAGCCCACCAACUACCUCGACCGUGACUCGCUCGGUGCCAUGGCUGAGGCCAUCCGCACCUUUGGCGGCGGUGUCGUCAUGAUCUCGCACAACCGCGAGUUCACUGGCGCCCUCUGCCCCGAAGUCUGGAACGUCGACAACGGCCGCCUCACCAUCACCGGCGCCAAGGAGAUCGUCGGCAAGGGCGAGCUCAUUGAGCAGAAGGAGCAGGAAGUCAGCAUCGAUGCCUUUGGCAACGUCUCCAAGGUCAAGUCCCAGAAGAAGCUGUCCCGCAAGGAGCAGAAGGCUCUCCAGAAGAAGAUCCAGGAGAAGCUCAAGGCCGGCCAGGCCCUCGACACCGACGAAGACGAGGAGGCCGUCCGACUGGGUCUCUACUAAACGGAUAUGCCUCUCGUAUGCGUCUCUCGGCCCCACCUGUGUCUGUGUCUGCCUGCCCUUCUUCCCCCCCUCCCUCGUGCUAUUUAUGUUUAGGAGUUUGACGUGCCCGACAAUGUCCGUUGAUCAGUUUGGAUAGCUGCCUGCCGCUCCCUGCGCCACCCCACCACCCUUCUCCCACCCUUCCUCUCGUUGUGUGCUAAUUUGACGACUCUGUGGGGUUUGGCUAUGCAUCUUCAUUCCCUUUCUAAUGGCUCCCCCUUGACGUGUGUGCAUUGGAUGCGAGGGCGCGGAA
Polychytrium aggregatum is the source of this 3582-nucleotide messenger RNA. Its product is annotated as P-loop containing nucleoside triphosphate hydrolase protein. The coding region runs from base 150 to 3290 and encodes 1046 amino acids. Gene Ontology annotation, molecular function: ATP binding; ATP hydrolysis activity. The transcript has 3 exons. The record is from RefSeq and is a predicted model, not a curated record. Lineage: Eukaryota; Fungi; Chytridiomycota; Chytridiomycetes; Polychytriales.